This is a messenger RNA of Populus euphratica (Euphrates poplar), 972 nucleotides long. RefSeq names its product nascent polypeptide-associated complex subunit alpha-like protein 2. The record is from RefSeq and is a predicted model, not a curated record. Lineage: Eukaryota; Viridiplantae; Streptophyta; Magnoliopsida; Malpighiales; Salicaceae. Gene Ontology annotation, cellular component: nascent polypeptide-associated complex. The transcript has 4 exons. The coding region runs from base 82 to 750 and encodes 222 amino acids.
CUUCCUUACUCUUCACUCUCUCUCUCUCUCUCUCUCCCGUUAUCCCGAAACACAAGUAAACCAGCAGCAGCAGCCAAAACCAUGUCACCCGGUCCCGUCGUUGAGGCUGAACCCGCCGCCGUCUCCACCAACGAGGAGGUCGAGUCAACUGUGGAAGAGACUCUGCAAAAGAAGCCUCCUCAGAACGAGGAUGAACCUAUUGUGGAGGACGUGAAAGAAGAUGAGAAGGACGAUGAGGACGAGGACGAUGAGGAUGAGGACGAUGAUGAUGACACCCCCGGUGCUAAUGGGAGUUCAAAGCAGAGCAGAAGUGAAAAGAAGAGUCGCAAGGCAAUGUUGAAGCUUGGCAUGAAACCUGUUACUGGUGUUAGCAGGGUCACCAUCAAGAGGACCAAAAAUGUACUCUUUUUUAUCUCAAAGCCAGAUGUCUUCAAGAGCCCAAAUUCUGAGACUUAUGUCAUAUUCGGCGAGGCUAAGAUAGAGGAUUUGAGCUCUCAGCUGCAGACACAGGCUGCUCAGCAGUUUAGGAUGCCAGACAUGUCAUCUAUGUUACCAAAAUCAGAUGCUUCUACUGCAGCUGCUACAGCGCCACCAGAGGAAGAAGAGGAAGAAGUCGAUGAUACUGGGGUGGAGCCUAGGGACAUUGAUCUGGUUAUGACACAGGCUGGGGUAUCUAGGACCAAGGCUGUCAAGGCUCUCCAGACAAACAAUGGGGACAUUGUCAGUGCUAUCAUGGAGCUUACUACUUAGGUAAUUGGCUACCUGGUUACUCUCUUGUUUUCAGUUUAUGAGCUCCCAGAACAUUUAAUUGUUGGUAGUCAGCUUGGCUCGCCAUCUCCCAGGAGAAUUAUUCAUUGUGUCAAAUUUGAGAUUAUUGCGGUCAUUAUGCAGGCCUUUUGUUUUGGUAGUAAGAUCUCUUAUUUGUUAGACUUGCAGAUUGAUAUAAUCAACAAUAAUAAUUAGUUUAGAAAA